Messenger RNA from Nematostella vectensis (starlet sea anemone), 2250 nucleotides. RefSeq names its product neuroglobin-1. The record is from RefSeq and is a predicted model, not a curated record. The coding region runs from base 227 to 775 and encodes 182 amino acids. The transcript has 5 exons. Lineage: Eukaryota; Metazoa; Cnidaria; Anthozoa; Actiniaria; Edwardsiidae. Gene Ontology annotation, molecular function: heme binding; oxygen binding.
CUUGAUCUUUUGAAGUAAGGACAAAUACAACAUUAGCCGUCAGCGAGACGUCAGCUCACAGCUGCGUCAGCUCUACAGGAAACGGCGCUAUCUUCAAUUUAAAAGCAGAAGGCCAUUAAUCAUUAUAUUUUAUUCUGAUUAUUCUCGAUUUAAAAAAGUGGGAUUCUUGACUUCAUAGGAACAACUUUUGUCCGUGAUGUCGUUUUGAUAACGGUCUCGGCGAGUUAUGGGUUGUGGGGCGAGUAGCACCGUGCGACCUUUCUUCAUCCGGCAACCAGCAAGCGACACCGAAAACACUCUCACUUCAGUCCCAUUGUCAACACGGCGAAAAAAACUAGUUCGCGAAUCCUGGGAGCUGAUCGAACCGGUGAAAAUCACAAUUGGAAAACGAAUUUUUACAAGACUAUUUGACGUGAACCCGAACAUGCAAGACACAUUCCCAAACUUCAAAGGCAAGGAAUUGAAGGAUAUCCUAAACUCUCGUUCGUUGUAUUUGCACGCCAAGCGCGUGAUGGUAGCUGUUGAGAACGCCGUGACGGUUCUAGAUGACGCCGAGACUUUCGAAAGUUAUCUCAUCAACCUCGGAGGUCGUCAUCUUCCUUGGGGAGUGACAAAGGACCACUUCGGUGUUGUCGGUGAGGCGUUCAUAUGGGCGUUACAAGAUGUACUAGGCGAAGGAUGCACAUCUGACGUAGCCGAGGCUUGGAUCGAUUUAUAUGGGUAUAUUGUACAAGCAAUGCUAGAGGGAUUGCAGCAAGCAAAAAAGGGACGCUAAAAACGCCGAUGAUGUUCCCAUGUGUGCAGCAUUCGUGAAUCCAACCAUUUAGCUGACAGCCAGCAAAUACCCUAUCGGGAUGGGGGUGUAUUGAAGACAGCUCCACCCUUGAGGGUUCAGAGGCAUUGCGAUACUGGUAGCCUUUGAACGUCAAUCUUGCUCAGAUUAAUUGCAAAAUAGCCUGCUUGCAGACAUUUAAAACCAUGCAAACUCGUCGAAAAACAUACCAAAAGACCACGUGAACGCGUACGAGCAGGUUUACUGAAAAAUAUCCAAUUUCCUUACAUUUAGUAAACACAAAGCAUGGAAGCAAGUCGGAUUGUUGAUUAUCCUAUUCUUGGUGUAUGACCAGUCGACGACGGGUGUUGGACAAUUGUGUGCUAAAGCAUUCUCGAAAUACACACAGGAUCCUAAAAAAAAAUAAAUGUUAAAAUCAAAUGUAGGUAUGAAUUGAUUCCGUUGCAGUCCCGUACCCAGGGGACGCGUUCGCCCCCCCCCCCCCCCAACACACACACACAAUGGCGGAAAGUUCCCUCCCGGUUCGCAAUAGACGUGCUAUUUGUAGACAAAUCACUCCGUUAUCUCAUAAAUCUGUAAGUCCAACUAUUUUGUAGCCAAAUCCGAUAAAGGUUGGUUCUCACUUGGACGUAAGCGCAAGCGGAACGCACGUAAUUUUUCACUAAGAACAUAAGCGCAAGAGAACGCAACUGCUUGAUUUUCAUCAUGCGCUUGUGUUUGGUCAAUUCUCACUUGUGUUGCGCUUCCGUUUGCGUUUGCGGCCUGGUGAGAACCAACCAUAAUAGACGUCCCGUGGAGAUACUGCAAUGGCUUAAAAACACUGAGUUUCCACAACGCGGGAAACUUAGAGACUUUUAUUCAUAUAUAUAUUAUUCCUAUAUAUUGUAUAUUAUGUUUUAAAGGGGACGAAGGAAAGGCUGGAACUCUGACUAUUUUAAACUUUGUUUUGGUUCGAUGCAUGUAGCUAAUGUAUUGUUUCUUAAAUAUCUGCUAAACGAUCCAUAACCAUGACGUGGACCUCAUAUUUGCAUUAAAUCCCUCGCUAACAAAAACAUUUAAUCAUCCGGAGACAGACUCAGUAAAAGCACCACCAGGAUGUCAAGCAAGCUCGUUGUUUUGUUGCUGCUGGGGUUAGUCGUACUUGCCUCUUGUGCUCCUGUGAGAGAGGAAAUUCGAGAAAAUGUGGUGCCAAUCGAGACCUCGAUCGACAGGCUUGAUCCCAAAUCAGUUGUGAACAACAACGAAGACGUGAAAAAUGCAAAACUGUGCGACUGGUGGUCCUGCUCGUGAAAAGCAGCAAGUGCAGCGAGGUCACCCGCCAGGUCACCCGUCAGAAUACGCCUAACGUCUGUUGAACACGCUAGCUAGUACAUUAUGACAUUACUCUUUUGUUACUCACUCCUGUUAGAAGAUUAUCUGUUUUGUUUAUUAAAGAAUACCCUGUAAUGGUUAUGACA